Cicer arietinum (chickpea) is the source of this 2043-nucleotide messenger RNA. Its product is annotated as mitochondrial-processing peptidase subunit alpha-like. The record is from RefSeq and is a predicted model, not a curated record. Gene Ontology annotation, cellular component: mitochondrion. Lineage: Eukaryota; Viridiplantae; Streptophyta; Magnoliopsida; Fabales; Fabaceae. Gene Ontology annotation, molecular function: metalloendopeptidase activity; metal ion binding. Gene Ontology annotation, biological process: proteolysis.
AGCAAAGAUUGAAAACGAGCUAUCCACUGUACAAUAAAAAAAAGUAAAUAGUCCAAUAACUAAAAGAGUCUUCAUUCUUCUUCUCCGCCCUAAAAACGAAUCACACAAACAAAAACUCUGCUUAUUCUUACGAGAUUGAGAUUCACCAUGUACAGAAACGCUGCUUCACGUCUCAGGGCCUUAAGGGCCCGUUCAUACAAUAGAGUACCUAUCAAUGCUAGAUUUGCAAGUUCAAGUUCUGUUGCAACUAAACAACCCUCUUCUGGGUUGGGUGGUUUACUUGGAUGGAUAAUUGGAGAUCGAUCCACUUCUGUGCCACCACUGGAUUUCCCACUUCCUGGCGUUACACUUCCCCCUCCAUUGCCUGAUCAUGUUGCGCCGGGGAAAACAGUUAUUACUACACUCCCAAAUGGACUCAAAGUCGCCUCUGAAACAUCAGCUUCUCCCACCGCCUCGAUAGGUCUAUAUGUAGAUUGUGGUUCAAUCUAUGAGACCCCAUUAACUUUUGGGGCAACACACCUGCUUGAGCGGAUGGCCUUCAAGACCACUACAAACAGGAGUCAUUUUCGAGUGGUCCGUGAGGUGGAGGCAAUUGGUGGCAAUGUGCAGGCCUCUGCUUCUAGAGAGCAAAUGGGUUACACUUUUGAUGCUUUGAAGACAUAUGUUCCUGAAAUGGUGGAGUUGCUUGUUGAUAUUGUGAGGAACCCUGCAUUCCUUGAUUGGGAGGUCAAUGAGCAGCUUCUGAAAGUUAAGGCUGAGAUUGGUGAAGCCUCCAAAAACCCUCAAGACUUGCUAUUGGAAGCAAUCCAUUCUGCUGGUUUUUCUGGUGCAUUGGCUAAUCCUCUUUUAGCUUCAGAAUCAGCAGUAAAUAGACUAAAUGGUACACUUCUGGAGGAAUUUGUUGCUGAAAAUUAUACCGCGCCUCGGAUGGUACUUGCAGCUUCUGGUGUUGAGCAUGAGGAAUUGUUAUCCAUUGCCGAACCUCUUUUGUCUGAUUUACCGAGUGUUCCACGUCCAGAGGAACCAAAAUCAGUAUACACUGGUGGUGAUUAUCGUUGUCAAAGUGAAUCAGGGAGGACCCAUUUUGCUCUUGCAUUUGAACUUCCUGGUGGCUGGCAUAAUUUGAAGGACGCUAUGGCUUUGACUGUGCUUCAGAUGUUAUUGGGCGGCGGUGGAUCAUUCUCAGCUGGUGGACCUGGUAAAGGGAUGUAUUCACGACUGUAUCUUCGUGUUCUGAAUGAGUAUCCACAAGUUCAUUCAAUUUCGGCAUUCAACAAUAUUUACAAUAAUACUGGCAUUUUUGGUAUCCAAGUCACAACAGGUUCAGAUUUUGUGUCAAAAGCCAUUGAUAUUGCAGCUAAUGAGAUUCUUGCAGUUGCUACUUCUGGACAAGUUGACCAGGUACAGCUGGAUCGUGCCAAACAAGCUACAAAAUCUGCUAUUUUGAUGAAUUUGGAAUCAAGAAUGGUUGUUUCAGAAGAUAUAGGAAGACAAGUUUUGACAUAUGGUGAUAGGAAACCUGUGGAUGACUUUUUGAAGGCAGUGGACGAAAUAACUUUGAAGGACAUUGCUUCAAUUUCCCAAAAGCUCAUUUCUUCCCCUCUCACAAUGGCAUCAUAUGGAGAUGUUUUAUAUGUUCCAAGUUAUGAAUCAGUGAGCAGGAAGUUUCAUUCAAAAUGAGAUUGCUUUUUCUAUCCAUCAAAUCAAUUCUUCUUGACAUGUGAUCAAGUCUUGUGCGGCUAAAAGAUGUAUAAUUAAAUUGAAAUCCUAAAUAUGCUUAAGAUGUAUAAUUAAAUUGAAAUCCUAAAUAUGCUUGUUGUAGUCAAUAAAUUAGUGUAUGUGCGCAAGCAACAUUUGCGUAUCUCAUUAUUUUUUGUUACACAACCCUUGAAUGAAUGACCUAGAAGAACAUCUGAUGGAUGUUUUCUAGGAUUAGCUUUAAGCUGUUGCAUUAUUUUUGGAUUGAAAGCCCUACGAUGGGAAACAAGUCAUAAUUUUCAGGAUCAUGUUGAGUUAAAUAAAUAUAUUCUUAGAUAGUUUGUA